Molecule: messenger RNA, 1386 nt
Organism: Trichoderma virens Gv29-8
Lineage: Eukaryota; Fungi; Ascomycota; Sordariomycetes; Hypocreales; Hypocreaceae
Exons: 4
Coding region: 1-1386 (461 amino acids)
Source: RefSeq, a predicted model, not a curated record
AUGCUUGGUUUCUUUUCCAGUGCGCCAAAGGCGCCCCGGCGCGUACCGGUCGACUUGGUUGUACCGGUGGGCUUCUUUGACGACACUAUUAUCUUCAGAACGUUUGUGUUAUACACGCUCUUUGUUUUCGACGAUGUAUUAGAGCCUCAAAAACUGCGCACCUCUCUGGAGCAUGUUGUGAGCCGCCCUGGUUGGAAUAAGCUGGGUGCUCGGCUGAGAAGAAAUGAUCGUGGCGAAAUUGAGCACCAUAUCCCCACCAUCUUUUCCCAAGAUCACCUAGCAGUGGGAUUUGACCAUGUAAGCCUUGACGCCUUGGCCGUGGAAGACCACCCUGGAGCAUCAUGUAUACCCCAUCCUCCGCUCAAUGACCGACCAGCAAUCGUAGGAGAUCCUGAUAAUCUCUCGGCGCUCAUCUACAGCAAUGGAGUACCAAGAACUCUUGAUGAUUAUAUCUAUACCGACCGUCCUCAGCUUGGUCUGCGUGUUGUCUCGUUCAAGAAUUCGACAAUCGUUGUCCUCCAUUGGAUACAUCUCACUUUUGACGCAACAGCCAAAGGGACUCUUCUCAAUGCCUGGAUGUUGAUGCUGCAGGGCAGAGAGAACGAGAUUCCAGAGCCCCUGAGCCCCCACGAAUAUAUUCUGGAGCACUGUGGCAAGAACCCAACAGAACCUCAUGUCCUCGCCGAACAUCAUAUGUCUAAGUUUGGCCUAGUCUGGUGGCUGCUUCAAAAUUCCUACAACUUAAUGUUCAAGAAGCAAGAACAUCGCGUGCGAGAAAUGCGAGACCCCAUUCUUGAGCAAGGAGAUAUUCUCGUUGAUUGGGUGUCUCGAUUGGCAAUUGCUAAUCCUCCAGAGGAUUCGGAGAAACCUUUUGCUGUACAACAAGCAUAUGAGUGGCGGCCGAUAUUGAAGGAUUUGAUACCAGAAAAAAGGCCAUUCCUCAGCAACUGCGUUGGCUUUCUCGUUACUCUUAUGCCAGCUAAAGAUGUGCUUCAAAAGCCGCUCAGCCACCUUGCUGCACAAAUACGUCGCUCGAUUAAGGAGCAAGGCUCUCGCGAACAAGUUGAGGCCUAUACAUCACUGAUCCGACUCGACCCGGCCAACAGGGCGCCUCCAUUCUUCGGCAGUAGCUCGAUGCAGUUGCUGAUGUUUUCCAACUGGCAAAAAGCCAACAUGUACGGGACCGAUCUAUCAGCCGCGGCUGUCACGCCGCGACGCACACCUCUGAGACCCUCCUAUGUCCAGAGCGUACAGGGCCCAUACAACUUCUCCGACGGAAUCAUCAUCGUGGAGAAAGAUGCUGAAGGUAACUAUUGGCUCUCUGGAAACAGAGCAAAGGGCCUCUGGGGAAUGAUGAGGAAGAAAAUGGAGGAUGAGGUAAUCUAA